AUGGCUACUGUUUUCCCAACUCACAUCGGAUUCCCUCCUGUAAAGGACAGAAACGACGUCUCACGAACAAUGAUAACCAGUCAUGGCUCAAUAUCUAAGACAGCAAGCCCGAACGAUCGAGAAAACGACGGCGGUGGUAUAAAAACAGAAACGGUGUGGGAGACGAUGAAUCUAUAUACAAAAACAAGCGAAGAUAGCACGUCAACUUCUACUCCUUCAAGCCGACGAGCGAGGAUUGUAGCAACUCCAAAUACUACUACUAAAACCGAGGCGAACUAUUCCACGGCCAGUCCUGCUGAUAGUCAAAGUCCCAGUCCCCUUGCAGCAGCAUUCCACGACUCUCGUGGUUGGUCGGACGGAGAUAUCGCUGCGGUUGUUCUCGGUAUUGUCGUUUGCUUGGCUGCUAUAGCAUUAACAGUAUGGUUCUUUGUCUAUAAGAGGCGCAGAAGCCCAACGAUUCACCGAGUUACUCCCCCGCAAACUCCAACCUUUAACCCUUCGCCUCCAAGUUCACCAUUACCAACACCUCCGCCUAUUCCAGAGUUGAGCUCUCAGGGUGACCAAACGUCCAACAUGGAGGGUUCGUGGGUCAGUUAUGGUGAUCGUGUACGCUCGCCAACGCCCCAACCCGCUGUGGCAGAGGUGAGGAGCUUUACUCGUGCGUGGCAGAAGCCGCGUGUUUAUACUGUUACUGGCGGGCGCAUCGCAGAACUUCAGGGCUCGAAGCUUUCAACGAGUCUUGAUAAUGGGGAUGAUGGGGUAUCGCCUAUCUCACCAAUAUCUCGAGCCGAAUCAUCUCGUGCUGAUCGUCGCAUCGUGAGCCCGACGAUUUUGACUUCCAAGGUUUAG
This is a messenger RNA of Fusarium venenatum, 849 nucleotides long. RefSeq lists its product as uncharacterized. The record is from RefSeq and is a predicted model, not a curated record. Lineage: Eukaryota; Fungi; Ascomycota; Sordariomycetes; Hypocreales; Nectriaceae.